AUGCCGAAGGCGACAAAUGCACAGGAACGAGCGGUGCCUGCGAACAAUCUUGUCCAAGAUACGCCGCAGAGCCAGCAAUACGAUCAAGCCAGACUUGGCACCUCAAUGCUACCAACAACAUCGCAGGCCCAGCCGAAUCCUCCUCCUCCUCCUCCAGUGGUUUCGAGUGCUGCGGAAGAAAUAAGUAGUUUGUCGACAAUGCCCGAGUUAACAGAAUCACAUGUGAAGGAUCUCAUGGAUGAGCUCGGACCGGGCAAACCACUGGAUGAUCUCGGAGGGGACUGUUUGGAAGAACUGCUGGACACUGGUCCUGAAAAACAACCAACCACAGAAAUUGCUGAGGCGAACGGUGCACAAAACAGUGUACAGUCUACCUGCAAUUCGAUAGUAUCGCCAAUGUCAAUGAAUUGUUGUACCUCAAACAGUAGCGCGUCGUCAGUGCAUCAGCCCGCUUCGGCUCGAUGUUCAGCGAAUAAUUCGGUAUACGAUUCAAACAGCGAUCAGCAGCAACAACAAGUUACAGCGAGCUCAUCUGCAUUAGCUGGGCAGUCGGCGACACAACAGAAUCCUGUGCAGUGUGCCAGCACAGGCAGUAAUACUAGCAGCAGCACAAAUACUAGUGUCCCUUUGAAUACAGCAGCUCCGGGAAGCUGCGAGCAGACGCCGAGUAUCUUUCCGAGGUUCGCGCAGCAGCAGCCAGUAAUGAGCUAUCCUACACCCCAGCAAUAUGGCCCAUAUUCAGCGAAAUAUGCUGCUGGCGAUGCGGUGGGUUAUUAUCCGCAACAGCAGAUAUGUGCACAGCAACAAGCAUAUCCAAGUAAGUUUUGA
Gongylonema pulchrum is the source of this 828-nucleotide messenger RNA. The record is from the annotation of a GenBank genome assembly. NCBI's taxonomy places the organism in Eukaryota, Metazoa, Nematoda, Chromadorea, Rhabditida, Gongylonematidae.